Rhea pennata is the source of this 2403-nucleotide messenger RNA. Its product is annotated as disintegrin and metalloproteinase domain-containing protein 9-like. Lineage: Eukaryota; Metazoa; Chordata; Aves; Rheiformes; Rheidae. Gene Ontology annotation, molecular function: metalloendopeptidase activity. Gene Ontology annotation, cellular component: plasma membrane. The transcript is spliced from 22 exons. The record is from RefSeq and is a predicted model, not a curated record. Gene Ontology annotation, biological process: proteolysis. Bases 1 to 2394 code for a protein of 797 amino acids.
AUGUUAAAACACAGCCUAUUUCUGUUCACUUUUGGACUGACUUUAACUGGAAAACUUUUUUGGAUAAAAGGUAUUUCUUCUGAACAGAGAUCUGGCCUUUCUACAUUAGAAAUAAUUGUUCCUCAAAGUCUCACAGGCAGAGAGAACCAUCACCCAUUUUUUCGUAAGAAGCAUUCAGAUGACAAACUUUCAUAUUCAAUUAAAACCAGAAAUGGAACAUACCUCCUGAAACUAAAGAAAAAUAAAAAGCUUGUUAGUGAAGACUUUAGAGUAUAUACCUAUGGGGAAAAUGGGAAACGGGAGACUACGCAAUCAAAAAUCAAGACACGCUGUUAUUAUCACGGCACUGUUGAAGGAGUUGCUGACUCGAUGCUUGCUCUUAGCACAUGUAAUGGCCUUAGAGGAGUUCUCUACAUUGGUGGCAAGUGGUAUGGAAUGGAGCCACUCAACACGUCCAGCACAUUUGAACACAUUUUUUACCAGUUAGAAGAUGUGCAGUAUAUCCCUUUCCGAUGUGGUGUGCUGAAUGACAGUCUUCAUCAUGAAAAGACAUUUGUGAAGCAUUCUGUGAAAUAUGCAUUUUUAUCAAACAGCACCUCUAGUGGGAAAAAGCUUUGGAGGAAGAAGCGCAAUGUCUUGCCACAGAAAAGCUAUGUGGAAUUAUUUAUGGUUGUGGAUAACAACAGGUUUUUGCUGAAGAAAUCUGACUCUGCUGCAGUGCAAAAGGAGGUAGUUGAGCUGAUAAAUUAUGUUGAUGGGAUGUACAGAGCUUUAAACAUCCAGAUUGUUUUGGUUGGAUUAGAGAUCUGGUCAGAUACAAAUCAAAUAUCUGUAAUGGAUGGUUCAGCUGGAGACGUACUGAGUAGAUUUGUUUCUUGGAGACAAAAAGAUCUUCUUAAACGAUCGAGAAAUGACGUUAGCCAUCUCAUGAUAGGGAGAAACUCUUACAAUGGAGCCAUCGGAAUGGCUUUUGUAGGUGGCAUCUGUUCACAAGUCCAGGGAGGGUCAAUCAGCACUUUUAAUGAUAACAAUGUGUUACGUCAUGCUACAGUAGUUGCACAUGAAUUGGGCCAUAAUCUUGGAAUGAAACAUGAUGAUAAAAGAUGUCCUGCCUCCUUCAUUAUGUACAGCACAGAUAAUGGAUCCAGGAAUUUCAGCACCUGUAGUGCAGAUGAUUUUGAGAAUCUUAUUCUAAAUGGAGGAGGAAACUGCCUCAGAAAUCCUCCCAAAACAAGUAAUGUUUACAAAGAACCUGUCUGUGGUAAUAAUGUGGUGGAUAGCAAUGAAGAAUGUGACUGUGGCAAACCUCAGGAAUGCACAAGUCCUUGCUGUGAUGCUGCAACCUGCAAACUCACUUCUGGAUCACAAUGUGCUCAAGGGCUGUGCUGUGAAAAUUGCAAGUUUAAAGUGGCAGGAGCAGAAUGUAGGUCAAAAAUGGAUUUCUGUGAUCUACCUGAAUACUGCAAUGGAAGCCAUGCCUACUGCCCAGAUGAUGUUUAUAUCAUGAAUGGUUACCCAUGUAACAACAUGAAAGAAUAUUGCUACUAUGGAGUAUGCCAAAGUUUUGAUUCACAAUGUGAAUCCAUAUAUGGAAAAGGAGCACGAAAAGCACCUGAUGUGUGCUUUGAAAAAGCCAAUAUUAAAGGAGAUAGGUUUGGAAACUGUGGAAUGAGAGGUGGAGCAUACAAGAAAUGUCCUGUUCAGCAUAGUCUAUGUGGCAAGCUCCAGUGUACCUCUGUUAGUCUUCAAAAUCUUCCUGUUUGGAGUGUUGUCAACAAUGCAUCUGGGGUUUUAUGCUGGUCUUCUGACUUUGACUUAGGAUCAGAUAUCCCUGAUCCUGCUCAAGUUCAUGAGGGAACAGCUUGUGGAGAAAGGAAGGCUUGUUUCAAUUUUGAAUGUGUUAAUGUGAGUUUUCUGGGCUACAGCUGUGAUAUAAAGCAGAAGUGUAAUGAUAAUGGGGUGUGCAACAACAAUGGGAACUGCCACUGCAAUUAUGGAUGGGCACCUCCUUUCUGCAACCAGUCAGGCUAUGGUGGCAGUAUCGACAGUGGUCCAGCUCAUAUAGAUACAUCACUUAGAGAUGGCCUGCUUGUGUUUUUCUUCCUUGUGUUGCCAAUAUUGAUUGUUACUGUGAUAGCAGUCAUUAAGCGGGAUGCAAUAAAAAGAAGGUUUUGCAGGAAAAGUAGAAGACAGCACAGGGAUAACAAUGUGCAGCAACCAAAACAAAAUAAUACAACAAGUCAGAAUACAAGAAAUAAUGAGCCUAUCACAUCAAGUCCUGAUUUUUUUACCAUAUCACAUUUUCCUAGUCCAAGGCAGCCAGUACAAACCCAGUUUCCUGCAGUUCCUUCAAGACCUCUGCGACCCACCAUCCCACCUAGACCAGCUGUCUGAAAGUUUUUG